AGCGCGGUUGUUCUCCUCAUUACAUGCUCAGGAGAGCUGAGGCACGCACAGACAGAUAAGCAGACUGUUAAAAUCAUAUUGUCAAAGGUUACAAACGCUUUUGCCUUGGAGAAUAUUUGUCUUUUUACGGUGAUGUUGGAAAAAAGAAGACUUCAUUAAAGGACAAGAAAAGUCAAGCCUUGUGGUUUUUUGGAGGGCUUCUAGCUAACCGUUAUCUGACUGUCUAGCCUUGCAUCGGCACAUGCACUGCGAGGGCAGUACAAUUAUGUAAUACCUGUAUUGCUCCUCCUCUCAUAUCAUUACACAAGCGCUAAAAGCUCCAGUCCAAAUCUGAAGAACAUGGAGAAGUUAGUCCUAGCAAGACGAGCAAGCCAGAUCAAGGAAGAGCUCAGACAGAGGAUGAGAAAUCACAAGCAAGUGAUAGACGUGUCCUGGGGCGACCCACAGAGUGCGGGUGUGAAGCCUCUGUCAUUUGUCCGACAGGUUCUUGCAGCAUGUCUUUACCCUGAUCUUAUGAACAGCAACACGCUUCCACUGGACAUCAGACAGAGGGCUCAGAGGCUGCUUGGGGAAUGUGCUGGAGGCAGUGUAGGUUCUUAUACUGCUACAGCGGGCAUAUCAGAAAUAGUCUACAGAAUCUCUGAAUUCAUAACCAAACGAGAUGGCGGGGCUCCAUCUCAGCCUGAAAACAUCUACAUCAGCCCCGGCUCACAGUGGGCACUCAGUAACAUUCUCAAGGUCUUGGUGAACAGUGAGGCUUCCCCAAGAACAGGUGUGCUGACUCCAGAGCCAUGCUACCCCCUCACCACUUUUUCAAUAAAAGGGUUGGGAGGAGUUACUGUCCCCUACCACCUCAGCGAGGAGCAGGGCUGGGAGCUGCAGGUGGAGGAGCUGCAUCGAGCGCUGGACUCUGCUAGGGGAGUCUGCAACCCUGUAGCUCUGUAUGUCAUCAACCCUGGAAAUCCUGCAGGUUAUGUUCAAAGCAGAAAAUCAAUGCAAGACGUGAUCCGGUUUGCUUCAGAGAAGAGGCUCUUCCUCCUGGCUGAUGAGGUCUACCAGGAAUGUGUUCAUGGGGAAAAGAGUGAGUUUCUCUCUUACAAGAGAGUUCUGGCUGAGAUGGGUCCUCCUCACUCAGACACGGUGGAGCUUGCAUCCUUCCACUCAGCAUCCAAAGGCUUCCUGGGGGAGUGUGGUCUGCGUGGUGGAUAUGUGGAGCUGGUAAAUCUGGACCCUGAUGUUAUGAAAUGCAUCCACAAACUGUUCACCAUAGACAGCUGUGCACCUGUAUUGAGCCAGUUUGCUCUGGAUCUGAUGACGAACCCUCCACAACCAGGAGAUCCCUCGUACCCACUUUAUAGUAAGGAGAUACAACACAUCAAGACUAUGAUGGCUCAUAAUGUAAAGAGAGUCUUUGAGGUAUUAAACAGUCUGCUGGGUUUCUCCUGCCAGCCGUUGGAAGGAGGUGCUUUCGCAUUCCCCAGACUGUAUCUUCCACCUAAAGCCAUUCAGAAAGCCAAGGAAAUGGAAGUGGAACCAGAUAUGUUCUACUGUAUCAGACUCCUGGAGGAGGCUGGUGUGUUAGUCAAACCUGGGUGGGAGUACGGACAAAAGGAGGGGACACACCACAUCAGAUUUUGCAUUAUGACCUCUGAGGACACUAUGGAAGAAGUACUGAGCCGCCUGAGCAGCUUUCACACACAGUUUAUGAAAGACUUUUCUUGAAUCAAGGCACACAAAAAAAAGUCAGGAAUUAUAAUUGUUUUAUUUUCUUAUCUAUAUGCAGUUCAAACAACAAAGAUGGUCUGAUCAUUCACCACAUGUCGGCAUUUGAGCAUUUCUUUUGCAAUAAAUAUGACAUUAAUUAUUGUUUUAAUGACCUUUGUCCAGGUCAAAUUCAAUUUCUGAUUUCCAGAUAGCAAAUAUCCACAAAUAAUUGAACACAGUCCAAAAUCUAAACCAAUGGAUUUCCUCACACCACAUGGAGGUUCAUCAUUUACCUCAACAAUACCAGCAGUAUAACGCAGCCCACUGUGGGGCUCAGCUGUCCAAGAGUCCAAAUAACUUUCUUCUAAUAAAAAACAUUCACAAGA
Molecule: messenger RNA, 2090 nt
Organism: Eleginops maclovinus (Patagonian blennie)
Lineage: Eukaryota; Metazoa; Chordata; Actinopteri; Perciformes; Eleginopidae
Product: alanine aminotransferase 1-like
Exons: 12
Coding region: 340-1722 (460 amino acids)
Biological process (GO): biosynthetic process
Molecular function (GO): L-alanine:2-oxoglutarate transaminase activity; pyridoxal phosphate binding
Source: RefSeq, a predicted model, not a curated record